Seminavis robusta is the source of this 1571-nucleotide messenger RNA. Lineage: Eukaryota; Bacillariophyta; Bacillariophyceae; Naviculales; Naviculaceae. The record is from the annotation of a GenBank genome assembly.
UAGGGUUGAGGCUAUGUUUUACUCGUUAAGUCUUUUCUGACAUCUUUAAGUCUUUUGUAUCAACCUUUAGGGGUCAGGCUAGCUUUGUCGUUACAGGACUCAUCAUUCCCGUAGCUUUCUUAACACCAGGGCGUAAAUAUCAUAAAUUGUUCUUAAAGCUAAGGCUACAAAAACAAAGAGAGAAACGUACAGGCUGGUUCUGGUGGGUUUGUGACUUCGAAGCCAGCCUGUAGAAAACUUGAGAAUUCUCAACUUAAUCGCCGGAGUAGCAAGAUUUUCUCAGCGGGUUGCCACCGUCCUCAAUUGACAGCAACCCAGCGACUAUGGCGAGCCUGUUACUGCUAGUUGUCGCUGUUUGCCUGCAACCGUCGGAGUCAUUCGUCCUCCAUGGGCAGCCAAGUACAGUUUCCACCACCACCACAAGACUUGCGGCUCAUCGUCAUCUCUUUGAAGAUGACUUUUCACAACUAUCUCGCCGUCAAGCCUGUCAACAGGCGGCCAUGGCUACCACCACGGGAUUGAUCUUGCCUCGAUCGGCUCGUGCUGCCACCGAAGACCAAACCAAAACUGUCCCGACCGUUCAACUCGGUGACAGCAGUCUGGAAGUAUCGCGUACCAUUCAAGGCCAUUGGCAGCUCGCUGGUGGCCAUGGCAAAAUUCGAGAAGCCGAUGCAUUGGCCAACAUGGAAGCGCACUACAAGGCGGGUAUUACCACAUUGGAUACGGCCGAUAUCUACGGACCCAGUGAAAUCAUCAUGGGAAAAUUCAUGGCUAAACAACCCAAUGCCAUUCCCUGUACCAAGUUUUGUUGUUUUCGAUUUUUGGAUGAAAUCACACGCGAUGAAGUGCGACAGAGAAUUACCAAGGCGUGCGAAAAACUACAAGUCGCCAAAUUGCCAUUGGUGCAGUACUUUUGGCUUCGAUACGAUGUCAAGAAAUACGUAGAUGUGGCACUCUGGUUGACCGAAUUAAAGGAGGAAGGAUUGAUUCAAGAAAUUGGGGCCACCAACUUUGAUCUACCAAAACUCAAGGAACUCAAAAAGGCGGGAGUACCCAUUGUCUCUCAUCAGGUGCAAUUAUCGGCAUUGGAUCGACGACCCAUUCAAUCGGGCAUGGCCGAUUGGUGCGCCGCCGAAAAGAUUAGUCUCAUUGCCUUUGGAACGGUCGGGAGUGGAAUCUUGAGUCAGCGGUAUCUGGGCAAACCGGCACCGACGCAGGAGCAAAAGAAUACCGCCAGUAUGCGCAUGUACAGCAAUACCGCCGCACGAUUUGGGAGUUGGAGUUUGGUCCAGGAAGUUCUGCAGACCAUGGACGCCAUUGCAAAUCAAGUGCGCCGGGAUGGUCGCUGUGCCGAAUGUACCAUUGCCAAUGUGGCGCAGCGGUACAUUUUGCAAACGCCUGCUGUAGCGUCCGUGUUGAUUGGAGUGCGAAAUCAAGAUCAUAUUGCAGAGAAUGUAAGGACACAUUCCUUUGAACUGCGACAAGAUGAAACGGAUGCCAUUGAUGCUGUUGUGGCAAAACGGAAAGGACCAGAGGGUGAUGUUUGGGACAUUGAACGAGGAUCUUUGUAG